Messenger RNA from Oncorhynchus keta (chum salmon), 5348 nucleotides. Its product is annotated as XK-related protein 6-like. The coding region runs from base 944 to 2707 and encodes 587 amino acids. The transcript is spliced from 5 exons. Lineage: Eukaryota; Metazoa; Chordata; Actinopteri; Salmoniformes; Salmonidae. The record is from RefSeq and is a predicted model, not a curated record. Gene Ontology annotation, biological process: phosphatidylserine exposure on apoptotic cell surface; engulfment of apoptotic cell; apoptotic process involved in development. Gene Ontology annotation, cellular component: plasma membrane.
CUCUCUCUUCCCCCUCUUCUUAAAUCCUUAUAAUUGCUCCUCCCCUACCCACUAUCUCUCCCAUCUCCCACACCCUCUUCCUUCCUCACUCCCUCUAUCUCCAUCUCUUCUCCCCUCUCCUUCCUCUCGCCCUCUCUCUCUAUUUCCAUCUAUUCUCCCCUCUCCUUCCUCUGGCAGGGCUCACGCACACACACACACAUAUGUUCUGGGUGAUUAGGCUGGCUGAGCUAUUGGCCUGAAGCCUGCUGAGGAAGGGAAGAGAGGGGGGUUGGUAGAGAGAGUGUAUGUACAGAUGUGCAGAUGUUGUGUCUAGUCUUGCCGCUAGGAGGCGGAGUGUGUGUGAGUACGUUCUGACCUGAGCUGAGCAGCGCAGAGGGCUCAAGCAGUGAGGUGGAGCGGACAGCUCAUAGGCUGCUGUGGUGUAUGUGUGACAGGUUGAGAGACAGGCUGGGGAAGGCUGAAACGCUACCACAGUUCCGCAUAGAUGAGGCUUAAUUCACUGGCUUUUCACACACUCAUGUCUCAGCACACACACGUCUCUUAGCUGGGAGAUGCUGCAUUACGUCAUAACAAGCCACUGUCUCCCAAGAUGACCGUGGUGAGUACAGCCAUGUAGAAGAUGCAGAGGGAGCGAGAGACUGGGAGAUGAAGAUUGGCUGGAGGAGGAGAGGAAUAGGAACGGAUUCAACCACUGCCACUGGUCGCAAGGAGCGCCUGGUAGGAGAGGGGAUAGAGUGUUUCCUAGAGAGGAGGGCGAGGAGGAAGGGAGAGAAGGAGGAGGGAGAGGGGCAGCCGCCUUCGUGCGGUGACCGGCUCUGAUGGCUCCCCGGGAGAGUCAGAGACAGAAACACCGCGGCUGGGGAGGGACAGGAGGUAUUUUGGAAGUGACGUGGGUUCAGAGGAGGGUGUGUUUUGGUUCGGGACGAGAGGAAAGGGGAGGAACAUGGCAGCGCAGUCUGAUGGAGGGGGAGAAAUGGAGGAAGGAGUGGGGGAGGGGGUGUUUGUUGGAGACACAGAGGAAGACUGUCAGCCUCUGGACUCUGCAGCUAUCCACAUCUGUCUCUGCUGUCACUCUGCUGUCUGCUACUGGGGCUGUCGCUCCAACUGUCUGGGAAACCUGCUGGGGAAAGACACUACUGGAAGGAUCGGGGAUACCGGAGUUGGAGGUGGUAGGAGUUUGAGGGAGACUCGCUGCCCACCAGAGGAGGGACUGUGGCUGGACUGUCUCUGGUUGAUCCUGGCUCUCCUCGUCUUCUUCUGGGAUGUGGGAACAGAUCUGCUUCUCGCUGCAGACUACUAUGACAGACAGGACUAUCUGUGGUUUGGCCUGACGCUCUUCCUGGUGCUGGUGCCGUCGAUUGUAGUUCAGAUACUGAGCUUCCGCUGGUUCAUCCAGGACUACAGCGGAGAGUGUCUGACCACCUGGCUGGGGACGGUGGACUGCAGCAGGGGAGGAGAGAGAGAAAAGCUGACCAGGCAAGGGCCAACUGGCCACAGGGGGGUUUAUCCUGGAACAGACCGGGUCAGAGUGGCCUCAGUCUGGCUGUGGCAGAUCACCAUACACAUUCUACAACUGGGACAGGUCUGGAGGUAUAUCCGUACUUUAUACCUGGGUAUCCAGUCCCACCGUAUGAAGGAGCAUAAGGAGGCACAGAGGAGGUUCUACUGGGCCAUGAUGUUUGAGUACGCAGACGUCAACAUGCUGCGGCUACUGGAGACCUUCCUGGAGUCAGCUCCUCAACUAGUACUACAGCUCUGUAUUAUGAUACAGCAGAACCGGGCUGAGACUCUACAGUGUAUAUCUAGUCUAGGCUCUCUUCUGUCUCUAUCCUGGGUGUUGGCCUCGUACCACAAGCUCCUGCGCGACUCCAGAGACGACCAGCGCAGUCUGAGUUAUCGCGGUGCCCUCCUCCACCUUCUCUGGCGCCUCCUCACCAUCUCCUCCCGCGUUCUCUCUCUCGCCCUCUUCGCAUCCCUCUUCCACCUGUACUUUGGCAUCUUUGUGGUCCUCCACUGGUGUGGCAUGGCCCUGUGGGUGGUGCAUGGCGGAACAGACUUCUGUAUGUCUCGCUGGGAGGAGGUUUUGUUUAACAUGGUGGUGGGCAUCGUCUACAUCUUCUGUUGGUUCAACGUCAAGGAGGGACACACCAGGGGACGCAUGGUGGCUUACUACUCUGUGGUACUGGCUGAGAACACACUGCUUACUGGACUGUGGUAUGUGUAUCGUGACCAUGAAGAGACAGACAGCUACGCGGUUCCAGCGUUGUGUGGUGUCUACCUGUCCUUUACGGGUGGAGUACUGGUGAUGCUUCUGUACUACGGCCUUCUUCACCCCUCACACACACACCCCACUCCGGCAUCGACCUGGUGUGAUGAGCUGCUGUGGGGUAACCCCUUGCCCCCUUCAGCUCCGCCCACCCCAGCCCACCUUGCUGCCCCGUUUCACAGUGAUGACAUCAUCGCAGAAGGCUGUCUGCCGGUGUUCCAGGUGCGUUUGGAGCCCCCCACCUCGAGGCGUUUCGAAGGUCCUCUGAUAAAGAUUGACAUGCCCAGGAAACGUUACCCAGCCUGGGACGCUCACUACGUGGACAGACGGCUGCGAAGGACCAUCAACCUACUACAGUACCUGACGCCUGCAGCCGCAGGCAUACGAUACAGGGACAGACCUCUGCUCUAUGAACUACUGCAGUACGAGUCUUCUUUCUGACACAUACACACAUAGACAAACACACAUAUUUACAAGUGCGCACAUGUAACCGAUGUGAAAUGGCUAGCUAUUUAGUGGUGCUCGCUAGUAGUGUUCAACCGGUGACCUCAUCCGCUCUGACCUAGAAGUAGUUGUUUCCCUUGCUAUGCAAGACCACAGCUUUUGUGGAGUAACAGGUAACGAUGCUUUGUGGGUGAUGGUUGUCCAUCUGUUCAGAGGGUCCCUGGUUCGUGCUCAGGUUGGGGCAAGGAGAGGGACGGAAGCGACACUGAUACACACAAAUGUGACUCUUCUCUCUGUUUUUAUCUCUUCAUCUCUGUUUUGUAUUCCUCACUCUGCUGAGAAGACUGGAUGGUGACAGAAGACAGCAUGUCAUGUCAUUUUCACAUCUUCAUGAAUAAUACUAAAAGAUAAUAAUAUGAAAUUAGAAAAAAUGUGAAUGUAAUAUAAACAGCGGCCUGAAAGCUGUCUCCUAGCUGGGAGUUUAUUAUCUUUAGUUUGGUUAACUGGGUGUGUGUUCUCUUUAGUUUGGUUAACUGGGUGUUUAUUCUCUAUAGUUUGGUUAACUGGGUGUGUAUUCUCUUUAGUUUGGUUAACUGGAUGUUUAUUCUCUAUAAUUUGGUUAACUGGGUGUGUGAUCUCUUUAGUUUUUAACUGAAUGUGUAUAUAUUUAUAUGUACAGAGAUGUGUGUGUGUGUACUGUGUGUGUUGUGCCUGAUCUGUGAGUCAUAGUAAAUUAUGUUUGCUUGUUUGUUUGCUCAGGAAGGCACAACAUUACAGAACGUUAAGAUAGACAUGAAUUGUGUAGAACAGAUAAGAUUUUCUGUCAUGUAGAAUACGGAUAUGUGAUUCUCUUUCUGAUGAACUCAUCCCUGAGGUCGUCAUGGUGACAGAGACCUUUACCUGACUAGUCUGACCAUCCCUCCACCAAUCAACACUAAGCCUUCCACCAAUCAACUUUAUAUGGUGCAAAUAUAUAUGAAUAUACAGUACCAGUCAAAAGUUUGGACACACCUACUCAUUCCAGGGUUUUUCUUUAUUUUUACUAUUUUCUACAUUGUAGAGUAAUGGUGAAGAUGUCAGAACUAUGAAAUAACACAUAUGGAAUCAUGUAGUAACCAAAAAAAAUGUUAAACAAAUCAAAAUAUAGUUUAUAUUUUAGAUUCUUCAAAGUAACCACCCUUUGCCUUGAUGACAGUUUUGCACACUCUUGGCAUUCUCUCAACCUGGAAUGCUUUUCCAACUGUCUUGAAGGAGUUCCCACAUAUGCUGAGCACUUGUCUGCUUUUCCUUCACUAUGCGGUCCAACUCAAUUGGGUUGAGGUUGGGUGAUUGUGGAGGCACAUCUGAUGCAGCAAUCCAUCACCUUCCUUCUUGGUCAAAUAGCCCUUACACAGUCUGGAGGUGUGUUGGGUCAUUGUCCUGUUGAAAAACAAAUGAUAAUCACACUAAGCACAAACCAGAUGGGAUGGCUUAUCGUUUCAGAAUGCUGUAGUAGCCAUUCUGGUUAAGUGUGCCUUGAAUUCUAAAUAAAUCACUGGCAGUGUCACCAGCAAAGUACCAUCACACCUCCUCCAUGUUUCAUGGUUGGAACCACAAAUGUGGAUAUAAUCCGUUCACCCACAUCGAGUCUCACAAAGACACAACGGUUGGAACAAAAAAUCUCAAAUUUGACCUCAUCAGACCAAAGGACAAAUUUCCACCAGUCUAAUGUCUAUUGCUCGUGUUUCUUGGCCCAAUCAAGCCUCUUCUUAUUGGUGUCCUUUAGUAGUGGUUUCUUUGCAGCAAUUCGACCAUGAAGGCCUGAUUCACGCAGUCUCCUCUGAACAGUUGAUGUUGAGAUGUGUCUGUUACUUGAACUCUGUGAAGCAUUUAUUUGGGCUUCAACUUCUGAGGUGCAGUUAACUCUAACUUAUCCUCUGUAGCAGAGGUAACACUGGGUCUUCCUUUCCUGUAGCGGUCCUCAUGAGAGCCAGUUUCAUCAUUGUGCUUGAUGGUUUUUGCGACUGCACUUGAAGAAACGUUAUAAUUUCUUGACAUUUUCCAGAUUGACUGACCUUCAUGUCUUAAGGUAAUGAAGGAAUGUCGUUUCUCUUUGCUUAUUUGAGCUGUUCUUGCCAUAAUAUGGACUUGGUGUUUUACCAAAUAGGCCUAUCCUCUGUAUACCAUCCCUACUUUGUCAUAACACAACUGACUUUCUCAAAUGCAUUAAGAAGGAAAGAAAUUCCACAAAUUAACAUUCCAGGUGACAUGAAGCUGGUUGAGAGAAUGCCAAGAGUGUGCACAGCUGUAAUCAAGCCAAAGGGUGGCUACUUGGAAGAAUCUCAAAUAUAAAAUGGAUUUUGAUUUGUUUAACACUUUUUUGGUUAUUACAUGAUUCCAUGUGUUAUGUCAUAGUUUUGAUGUCUUCACUAUUAUUCUACAAUGUAGAAAAUAGUUUAAAAAAAUAAAGAAAAACCCUGUAAUGAGUAGGUGUGUCCAAACUUUUGACUGGUACUGUAUGUAUGUGAACUUUAUUUGGUGCAAAUAUAGAUGAACAUAAUAUUAACUUAUUUUUUUGGCAAAUAUAUAUGAACAUAUAUGAACUUCAUAUGGUGCAAAUAUAUAUUAACUUUAUUUAUAAAAGCAAUAAUACACUUGA